This is a messenger RNA of Nelumbo nucifera (sacred lotus), 2414 nucleotides long. The record is from RefSeq and is a predicted model, not a curated record. NCBI's taxonomy places the organism in Eukaryota, Viridiplantae, Streptophyta, Magnoliopsida, Proteales, Nelumbonaceae.
UUUUAUUUCACAUUUCAGGCUUUUCUGUCGUUGUCGUCAGUCGUCUCCUUCCUUCUCUCUCUCGCUUACUCGCUUGCUUUCUGCAUUCCUCUUUUGUCUUCCGUGAAUGCGAAGCUUUGUAGUGUUUCUAGGAGGAUUCCGGUGACCGGAGGUACAGUCGGUGUGAGAGAGCCUAGGAUUUAUCAGUUGGUUUGGGUUGAAUUGUUCGAGAUCUUCAACUGUUUCUCGGCUCAGAUUUUGGCUUUUGUGAGGCUAAACUGUGUCCACGUGAAAGUUGUUCUCUUUUCGAUCUUUUAGACUUUAGAGGUUUCUUUUGCAGGAUUUAAGCUGCAAUUCUAUCAUCUCCAGUGGAUUUUGCCAAAAAAACGCAGUUCUUUUUCUUUCCACUUCCUUAACUGUCUUCCUCGAGAAUUGCUUCUUUUCAUCGUCUUUUCUUCUUUUCUGGAGGAAGCUUCUGCUGUGUAUCUAGCGAUUUGAGCUCUAGGUUUUCUAGUUUGCGCCGGGGUGGCGUUGGUGGUGUUGAUUAGAGAGAAAGCUUAAGCUUCAUGUAAAGUAAGAUGAAACCGUCAGGUCUUCAAGUCCUGGAUGAGCAGCUGAGAUGCUUAGUUGGUCCUGAUGCACAGCUCGUUCCUCUUCCCCCUGAUUGUUAGCUGACUACCUUUGUAGCAGGUCCUCAAGCAAUUUAGGGGAUAAUUUCUUAUUAAUGGAGAAAGACUUGUGACCUGUAUGGAUCCCCAAGCUUUUGUGAGGCUGUCAAUUGGAUCCCUGGGGCUGAGAAUCACAGCGUCAGCUGCUAAGGCAGGGCAAUCUGGAAUCCAUGCAUCCUCUUCUCCAUGUUCAUGUGAGAUACGUCUACGAGGCUUUCCUGUUCAGACUGCAUCAGUUCCGUUAAUCUCAUCCGCCGAGGCCACACCUGACCCUCAUAGCAUUGCUACAAGCUUCUAUCUUGAAGAAUCUGAUGUUAGAGCACUGUUAGCACCAGGCUGUUUCCAUCCAUCUAAUGCCUAUUUAGAGAUUGCUGUUUUUACAGGGUGGCAGGGAUUCCAUUGUGGUGUCAGCAGCAAGAAGCAGCAGAUUGGGACAUUUAAGUUGCAGGUCAGUCCUCAGUGGGGGGAAGGGAAGUCAUUGUUACUUCACCAUGGGUGGACUAGAAUUGGGAAAAACAAGCAGGCAGAUGGUAAACCAAGAGCCGAGCUGCAUCUAAGAGUGAAGUUGGAUCCAGAUCCCAGAUACGUUUUCCAGUUUGAAGAUGAGACAACACUGAGCCCCCAAAUAGUUCAACUUAGGGGAGCUGUCAAGCAGCCCAUUUUCAGUUGCAAGUUCAGUCGUGACAGGAGGGCAUCUCAGCUGGACCCGAUGAGCAAUUACUGGUCAAGCACCAGAAAUGGGAUGGACGAAGAGGCUGAGAGGAGAGAAAGGAAAGGAUGGAAGGUGAUGAUUUAUGAUCUCUCUGGCUCAGCAGUUGCUGCUGCCUUUAUGGCAACCCCCUUUGUACCAUCAACCGGCUGCGAUCGUGUUGCACGGUCCAACCCUGGGGCCUGGCUAAUUGUCCGUCCAGAUGCCUGUAUGCCCGAGAGCUGGCAACCUUGGGGCAAACUUGAAGCAUGGCGUGAGCGAGGAGGCAUUAGAGAUUCAAUAUGCUGUCGUUUUCACCUCCUCUCCGAAGGUCAGGAGGGGGGUGGCCUACUUGUCUCGGAGAAAUUGAUUAGUGCUGACAAAGGUGGGGUGUUUGUCAUAGACACAGAUAGGCAGACACCGUCGGCAACGCCAGUGCCAAGUCCAAGAAGCAGUGGGGACUUCGCAUCCCUGGCACCCAUUGUGGGGGGUUUUGUGAUGAAUUGUAGGGUGCAAGGAGAAGGGAAGAGUAGUAAGCCGUUGGUGCAACUUGCCAUGCGGCAUGUGACAUGUGUUGAGGAUGCGGCCAUCUUUAUGGCGCUCGCCGCAGCUGUCGAUCUCAGCGUCGAAGCUUGCAGGCCAUUCCGUAGGAAGUCUAAGAGGGGGACCCGCCAUCAUUUACAAUGAAAUGAAAGAGCGUUCCUUACACCGACCUCACAGACACAUCAUUGGGAACAUAUUCCGUGAAUAAUAAUAUAUACAAGAACCAGAGAUAUUCCCAAUGUACGGCUGGAACAUGAUCUGAGGAGCAGAUCCGGACUCACAUAUCUUAUAGGCUGGUUGUGUGGGUCCAGCUCAGAAAGUCAGAAGCCAUUCCACUUCAGUCCUCCCAAACAAGCAUAUUACUAUUACUGAACUAAGCUUUACUGUAAAGCCUUUUUUUUUUUUUUUUUUGGCUGAACGAGCUAUUUGAGCUUUGGUUUUUCACCAAGCAUACGGAUAUGGUUCUUAAUUUGUCAAGAAACUAAUUAAAAGGACGACAAACCAACUAGAAAUACUUCAGUUAAUAGUUAACUCUA